Molecule: messenger RNA, 219 nt
Organism: Suillus discolor
Lineage: Eukaryota; Fungi; Basidiomycota; Agaricomycetes; Boletales; Suillaceae
Exons: 1
Biological process (GO): regulation of DNA-templated transcription
Molecular function (GO): zinc ion binding; sequence-specific DNA binding
Source: RefSeq, a predicted model, not a curated record
GGAGCUGGUGCUUCAGUUCCGAUUCAACACACAGAUGCUGCUGCUAGCAAAGAGACUCAGUACCUCAGAAGGUAUUUUUCUAAUUGCUAUACCACAGAGCUGCCUUCAUGGCGCCACUCCACUCUUGGCAAUCCUAGAAAGAUCGUCUGUAAUAAAUGCGGUCUUUGUGAGCGUACCCACUCGUGUCCACGUCCCCUUCGCUUUGAUGAGCUAAGGGCA